AUGAGUUUCUUCGGUGAAUUAACAACAGGGACAAAAUUUGAUGUCAAGAAGCACGGCGCAGCCAUGAAGCGUUUCACACCAGAGAAUACCAAAUUGGAUCAUCCUUUUGCGCCUGGCAACUCGACUCCUAUCUGCGAUAUCAUGGAGGUACCCAUGCCCAAUCGCACCCUGAACAUUUUUGGACGCUCCAGAAGCGCGGGAACAAGCGAGGGCGCGGGGCUGUUAGAAGGAAAGGCCCAGGAAGAUAUCCGGAACAACGCCACAACAACGCAUACUCCUGUUAAAAGUAUGAGUAUAAAGAAGAAAAGGAACCUGUGGAAGAAAAAUGAGCUGGAGGUUGAGGGCGUUGAUGUGCCUCAGCCAAUUCAGCACUUUUCAGAACUUGUUCGUCCUCCACUUUCCGUGGAUGAGCGUCUCGUUUCCAAUUUAUUUGAGCGAAAUCAUCGCAUUCCGACUCCUAUUCAAAUGCAGGCGAUUCCGUGUUUAAUUAACAAGAGAGAUGUUCUGGCGUGUGCUCCAACAGGCUCGGGAAAAACUUUGUCCUUUCUCAUUCCCAUGUUUCAUAUUUUGAAGUCCCCUAACACAGAAGCCGGGGUUCGAGGGCUUAUUAUAACGCCCACCAUGGAACUAGCUGAACAAAUUGAAAGGGAGGCUUUUUUUCUCAUGAAGGGCCAAAGAUGGAAGCUUGUUCAACAUGGACAAUCGACUCGAAACAAGGAUAUCUUCAUCACAACACCGAGGCGUGUUUUUACAAUGAUAGAAAAGAAACUAAUUGAUCUUGGCAAUACACAGUAUUUGGUCUUUGAUGAAGUAGACCGUCUUUGGGAUUCGGCGACUGACAAUCUUCAAGUGGUGGACUCAAUCCUUACGGCGUGCACUUUUGAGGAGAAGGUUGUUGCUCUCUUUACCGCAACACUAAGUUCAAAGAUAGAGGGAAUAGCUCGUACUGUAAUGAGUCCAGAUCCAAUCCGUAUUAUUGUCUCUGGUCGUGUUUCAGCAAAUAAGAAAAUUUCACAAGAGCUUGUCUUUUGUGGUAAUGAGUUGGGUAAAAUUGUAGAAAUACGUAACUUGCUCCGUGAGGGAAUCAGCCCUCCAGUGCUUAUUUUUGUCCAGAGUAUCGAACGGACAAAGGAACUGUAUGACGAAAUAAGAUGCCAGGGCCUUAACAUAGCGGUGAUGAAUUCUAAAAUGAACCACGAGGAACGGGAUGAGACAAUAAUGAACUUUCGUUUAGGAAAGUUGUGGGUAAUUAUCACCACUGAUCUUCUUUCCCGCGGGAUUGAUUUUAAGAACAUUGGAACCGUAAUAAAUUUUGAUUUCCCAAUCACCAUUGAGUCUUACAUUCACCGAAUUGGGAGAUGUGGGCGGGCUGGAAAGACGGGCAAGGCCAUAACAUUUUUUACCGAGGAUGAUAAAAAACGGAUUCCGCCAAUUGCUCGUGUUAUAAAGGAGUCAGGGAGUGCUGUUGAAGACUGGAUGCUUGAGAUAAAGUCAGACCGUCGCACACGUCGGCGGCUGGAACGAUCAACACCACACAGAAUGAUAGUCAGUACCAAAAAGAGGAUGCUUGUCGCCGAUCAGCGCAUGGAAAGGCAGCUUCGUCGAUUGGAGAAGGAAGUCAUAAAUGCGGAAGAUGAAGAAUUGGAUGGCCAACACAAGUAG
Messenger RNA from Trypanosoma cruzi, 1662 nucleotides. RefSeq names its product RNA helicase, putative. NCBI's taxonomy places the organism in Eukaryota, Euglenozoa, Kinetoplastea, Trypanosomatida, Trypanosomatidae. Gene Ontology annotation, molecular function: nucleic acid binding; ATP binding; RNA helicase activity. Gene Ontology annotation, cellular component: 90S preribosome. The coding region runs from base 1 to 1662 and encodes 553 amino acids. The record is from RefSeq and is a predicted model, not a curated record. The transcript has a single exon. Gene Ontology annotation, biological process: maturation of SSU-rRNA.